Molecule: messenger RNA, 3105 nt
Organism: Pyricularia oryzae 70-15
Lineage: Eukaryota; Fungi; Ascomycota; Sordariomycetes; Magnaporthales; Pyriculariaceae
Product: glutamate-cysteine ligase
Exons: 6
Coding region: 705-2792 (695 amino acids)
Biological process (GO): glutathione biosynthetic process
Cellular component (GO): glutamate-cysteine ligase complex
Molecular function (GO): glutamate-cysteine ligase activity
Source: RefSeq, a predicted model, not a curated record
AGCUUACAACCUCUGAUCAGCGUGCAGGUGAAAGGCAUUAUUUUUGUUGACUUGACUUUGUGAGAGGGGCGCGCGCGCGUUUCAUUCUUCAUCGUCAUUGUUGGAUGCAACUUUCAAUCCCACUUCCAAUCCCCCCUGGUUCACACUACACUUUGCGCCAUCUGCCAGUUCCUGGGAGUGCUCGACCAGUAAAGCGCGACAGCACGAUUGCGUGCAGCGAUGACGACUUGAACCUCGAACCGACAACCGAUUCCAGCAAGCCUUUGAUUUGAUGCUUCUUUGAUCAAGGGUCGCCUAAGAGAAAAGAAACGUGGGACAGCAUCCGAGGAACGUGGGGGUGUUUUAAUUUUUUAUUGUUUUUUUCCCGGCCCCCGGUUGUACGCGAAUCGACUGGACAGGAAUUGUCGCAACUUCGGCCAUCAACGAAAAACUCGGCUGUUGAAGGUAAUAGCAACCUCGGGAAAAAGCAUCAUUGUUAUAGCUUGAGCAGACCACAAUCUGAAAGAUCAUACAUUGAUCAAAUCACGCCAUCGUCCAAAACAGCUAUAUCAUUGCGACAAGACCAAUUGGUUAAUUUUGCGAAUUUCGAAUUUCAUAUUAAUCAUUCGCGGGGUCAUCCGAACGGAACCUCCCGGAGGCUAAGGCCGUGCACGGAGCCCCGAUCUCGGAAACCAUCGGCCCCGGAUCAUAUCGGGCCGCCCAUCAUGGGAUUGCUUGCGCUUGGAACGGCUCUGGAGUGGCCAGAAGCCAAAAAGCAUGCUCAUCAAGUGCGCGAAUGGGGUAUCAAGCAACUUUUGGAAAUAUGGAACAAGGCAAAGCACAAGGAGCGAGAUGCUUUGCUCUGGGGUGAUGAGGUUGAAUACCUCGUCGUGGUCUUUGACCAAGAUGACCCAAACGUAAAGCUGUCAUUGAGACAAGCCGAGAUCCUUGAAGCCUUGGCCGCAUCUCCAGACUUGUCGGCUAAGGGAGGUUGUGUUCCUGCUCUCCAGGACACGAGUGCCACUGAAGAGAGCGAGGAGCCUUUACCAGUGUUCCACCCCGAAUUCGGGAGAUUCAUGCUCGAGGCUACUCCUGGAAAGCCCUGGGGCAUCGGCUUCAAGGAGCUCCUGGAUGUAGAGCCUAACAUGAAGCUGAGGCGGACUAUUGCGAAGCAGCACAUGCGGGCCGAUGAAUACCCCAUUACGCUCACCACAUACCCUCGCAUCGGAUGCCCCGAGAAGUUUACUGACCCAUACUAUCCGCCAUCCGGUCCCAAGCUGCGGUCCCAGUUCGUGCCGGACGAGAUAGCGAACCCGCACAUUCGCUUCCCGACCCUCGCGGCAAACAUCAGGUCACGCCGCGGUCGGAAGGUGCAGGUCAACGUUCCCGUCUUCCGUGAUGAGAAGACUCCGUGGCCGUGGACUGACCCAACGGUCAACCGCGAUAUGCACAACUGGCCAGAGGAUGAGGACGUGCGGAGCGGCGGUGCCGCUCCGGAUAACUUCAUUCACAUGGACGCCAUGGCAUUCGGCAUGGGCAGCUGCUGCCUGCAAAUCACUUUUCAGGCCAAGAACAUCAUCGAGGGCAGGACCAUGUACGACCAGCUGAGUCCGCUGGGCCCUAUACUUCUGGCCCUGACGGCCGCCACACCUAUCUACAAGGGAUUUUUGGCCGACACGGAUGUGCGCUGGAAUCAAAUCAGCCGCGCCGUCGAUUGCCGUACCAAGGAGGAGAUGGGCGAGGAGCCCCUGAAGAACGACAGAUGGAGGAUACCCAAGUCCCGCUAUGCAUCCAACUCAACCUACAUCUCAACGGACCACCGCCUCCGUCCAGAAUACAUGGACCCCAACCUCGUCAUCGACGAGGAUAUCAAGGCGAAGCUCGUCGAGGGGGGAAUGGACGAUCUCCUGGCGACGCAUUUUGCCCACCUCUUCAUCCGCGACCCAAUCGUCAUCUUCGCCGAGGACCUCGAGCGGUUGGACCUCGAAAAGACGGACCACUUUGAGAACCUCCAGUCGACCAACUGGCAGCACAUGCGCUUCAAGCCGCCGCCCGCCGACAACAACAUCGGCUGGCGGGUAGAGUUCCGCCCCAUGGAGAUCCAGGUGACCGACUUUGAGAACGCUGCCUUCUCCGUCUUCAUCGUCCUCGUCACCCGCGCCAUCCUUUCCUUCAACCUCAACUUUUACAUCCCCAUCCAGCGCGUCGACGAGAACAUGGAGACGGCCCACGCCCGCGACGCCGUCCUGGAGAAGAAGUUCUGGUUCAGGAGGAACCUGUUCCCGACCCGCAGCCCCCGUGGCGGCGGUAGCGCCUCGGGCACCGCCACGCCCUUCAGCCGCAGCCCGACGCCCGUCGGCCCCGUGGACGACGAAUACCGCCUCAUGACCAUCAACGAGAUCAUCAACGGCACGACUGCCGCGGCGGGCAGCACCCACGAUGACCACGACGACGCCAACGACGACGACCACUUCCCCGGCCUGAUCCCCAUCGUCGAGAGCUACCUGGACUCGGUCAACGUCGACGUCGAGACGCGUUGCCACCUGGCCACCUACCUUGACCUCAUCCGCCGCCGCGCCUCGGGCGAGCUGUCCACCGCCGCCCGCUGGAUCAGGGACUUUGUCGCCGCCCACCCCAAGUACGAAAAGGACAGCGUCGUUGGGCCAGAAAUCAACCACGACCUUGUCAAGGCCAUCAUCGCCAUCGGCGAGAAGGAGUGCGCUGGCAAGGGGUUCAAGGGCAUCGACGUCUUUGGGUUCGAAAAGCUGCUCGGCAACUUCAGGGGCGGCUGCGGUGGCCCGCAGUCGUCAUAGCGUGGAGCAUUUUACUACGGCGAGGGCAGCAGCGUCUUGCUGACGCCAUCAAGAGAACAACACAUCACAUGGGGCGGUUUAUACGUAUAAUCUGACAGGACAAGUGGGCUAGUAUGUAAAAACGGGGUGGGGGCUAUAGAGGACGUGUCGGUGCACAUCUGUCAUGACGUGAAAACCAUAGGCAGUCUCAGGAACAAACCAGAAUACAGCGAUUUAGUUCAUCUGGAAAAGUCAUCUGUCUUUUCCGAAUCCUAUUCAACUACAUUCCAGAAGGAUAGACAAUCUUGUGAUACUUUACUCCAUCAAGGUCCUU